Aspergillus tubingensis is the source of this 1050-nucleotide messenger RNA. RefSeq names its product Fe(2+)/2-oxoglutarate-dependent oxygenase encD (gene encD). Lineage: Eukaryota; Fungi; Ascomycota; Eurotiomycetes; Eurotiales; Aspergillaceae. Gene Ontology annotation, molecular function: dioxygenase activity. The coding region runs from base 1 to 1050 and encodes 349 amino acids. The transcript has 3 exons. The record is from RefSeq and is a predicted model, not a curated record.
AUGACUCCCAGCGCUCCCCCAAUUCUUGAUUUCUCCCCCUUCUACGGAGGCGACAGCGAGGCCAAGGCCCAGCUGGUUGAGGCCGUCCGCAACUGCUGCCUCUACAAUGGCUUCUUCCAGAUCACCGGUCAUCGCGUGCCACUCGACCUACAGCGUCGCGUUAUGCGCUGUGCCGAGCGAUUAUUCGACCUCCCGCUAGAAGAGAAGCUCAAGAUCGAUAAGAACAACAACAGUUUCAACCGCGGCUAUGAACUCCUCCGCUCGCAGAUGCUCGAAGUAGGCACCGGCCCCGAACUCAAAGAAGGCUUGUACAUCGGCCAGGAAAUCCCCGAAGAUCAUCCCUACUACAUUCAGAAGAAGCUCAACAGCGGUCCGAACCAGUGGCCACCGACCGUGCCCGAUAAGGAAGAUUUCCAACGCACAUCGAUGGAAUACUACAAUGCGGUAUUUGACUUGGCCAAGGACGUACUGUCUCUUCUGGCUUUGACUUUGGAUGUAAAUGAGGAUUACUUCGACCCACUCACCGACGGUGCAGUCGCAACCAUGCGCAUGCUGCAUUACCCUGCGCAACCUAAGGAUGCAGAUGAGAAGCUAAACCGAGGUAUUGGCGCACAUACCGAUUUCGGAUGCAUCACGCUGCUUCUGCAGGAUGAGGUGGAUGGAUUGCAGGUUCUGGAUGCACCUACUGGCCAGUGGCUUGAUGUUCAACCAGUUCCUGGUGCCUACGUUGUCAAUCUCGGCAACCUGUUCAUGCGCAUGGCCAACGACCGGUACAAAUCCAACAUUCACCGCGUCAUCAACAAGUCUGGCCGCGAGCGAUACUCGAUUCCGUUCUUCUUCAGUGGAAACCCUGAUUACCUGUGCGAGUGUCUGCCCAACUGCCGCGCGGAGGGAGAGGCACCAAAGUAUCCACCUAUCACCGUUGAGGACAUGGUGACGGCUUCGUAUAAGGAGAGCUACGGACGGGCGGAGCAGUAUAAAAAGGAGAUGGAGGAGAAGGCGAAGCUGAAGAUGGAGACGACGCCGGCUACAGCAGCGGUGGGUGCCUGA